AUGGCCUUUGUCCCUGCACCCGGCUACCAGCCCACCUACAACCCGACUCUGCCCUACAACAAGCCCAUCCCUGGAGGUCUCAGCGUGGGGAUGUCCAUUUAUAUCCAAGGAAUGGCUAGCGAACACAUGAAAAGGUUCUCCGUGAACUUAGUGGUGGGACAGAGCCCAGGGUCCGACAUCGCCUUUCACUUCAAUCCCCGCUUUGAUGGCUGGGACAAGGUGGUCUUCAACUCACAGCAGGGUGGCAAGUGGGGCAGCGAGGAGAAGAAAAGGAGCAUGCCCUUCCGCAAGGGCGCCCCCUUCGAGCUGGUGAUCAUGGUCCUGGCGGAGCACUACAAGGUGGUGGUAAAUGGAAAUCCAUUUUAUGAGUUCGGGCACCGGCUCCCUCCACAGAUGGUCAGCCACCUGCAAGUGGAUGGGGACCUGGAGCUUCAAUCAAUCAAUUUCAUCGGAGGCCAGCCGAGCUCAAACCAUACCCCCAUGGCUAUUCCGGCAUAUCCAGGUCCUGGACAGAGCUGCCAAUCCUCACUGAAUAAACUGCCUACCAUGGAGGGACCCCCAACCUUUAACCCGCCUGUACCAUUUACAGGAAGAAUACAAGGGGGGCUUACAGCCCGAAAAACCAUCAUAGUGAAGGGCUAUGUACCCCCCACAAGCACGAGCUUUGUCAUCAACUUUAAGGUGGGAUCCUCAGGGGACCUGGCUCUCCAUAUUAAUCCCCGCCUGACUGAGGGCACUGUGGUUCGGAACAGCUAUCUGAGCGGCUCAUGGGGAUCCGAGGAGAAGAAGAUCCCCUACAACCCCUUUGGUUUCGGCCAGUUCUUUGAUCUGUCCAUUCGCUGUGGCCUGGAUCGCUUCAAGGUUUAUGCCAAUGGCCAGCACUUCUUUGACUAUUCCCAUCGGCUUUCGGCCUUCCAGAGGGUGGACACUCUGGAGAUCCAGGGUGAUGUCACCUUGUCCUAUGUCCAGAUCUGA
Messenger RNA from Pteronotus mesoamericanus, 975 nucleotides. RefSeq names its product galectin 4 (gene LGALS4). Gene Ontology annotation, molecular function: carbohydrate binding. The record is from RefSeq and is a predicted model, not a curated record. The coding region runs from base 1 to 975 and encodes 324 amino acids. Lineage: Eukaryota; Metazoa; Chordata; Mammalia; Chiroptera; Mormoopidae. The transcript is spliced from 10 exons.